Messenger RNA from Lotus japonicus, 444 nucleotides. RefSeq lists its product as uncharacterized. The transcript has a single exon. Lineage: Eukaryota; Viridiplantae; Streptophyta; Magnoliopsida; Fabales; Fabaceae. The coding region runs from base 1 to 444 and encodes 147 amino acids. The record is from RefSeq and is a predicted model, not a curated record.
AUGGCUACCUCCGACUCAACCACUGGCUCUCCAACCGGCAACACCACUAUACUCCCUACGCCCACGACGCCGUCGUCCUCCUCUACCAAGCCGGAUUUUCAUCCGGCCCUUGCUGUCACCAAUAUCAAAAACAACAUUCCUUUCAAACUCGAGAUAGACAAGGAUCAUUAUGCUUUGUGGGCUGAAUUGUUUGAGACUCAUGCUCACGCCACUCAGGUGCUCCACCACAUCAUUCCUCAAGCUGACAUGGAGCCUCCUGCGCGCACCGAUGCUUUCUAUGCCCGGUGGGCCACUCUUGACUCUACUGUCAAACAGUGGAUUUAUUCCACCAUCUCCUUUGACCUUCUCUCUACUGUUAUGGAGAAAGGUGCUAUGGCUACUUGGAACCGUAUAGCUUCUAUGUUUGAGGACAAUCAAAACUCCUGUGCUGUCGCUCUCGACUAG